UAUUCUUAUAUAAUACAGUAAUAAUGCUUAGAAAACCUGAUUUAUUGAAUAAGACAAGAAAAUGGUUAGUCUUUCAUCGAGGCUAUGCCAGAUUCAAUGGAAGCCAUGAAAAAUUAUCAAAGUUUGCAACUGGUAUCGCUGUGAUGACAGGAAUGGUGGGAGGAGUUGUUUAUUGUCUGGAAAAAUAUGGAAUUUCAUAUCCCGUUCAUGCAAGGUUUAAUGCUAAAAAUAUAAGAGAUGUCUGCAAUACAUACAUGGCUAAACCAGUCACAGAUAUUUAUGAACUUGAGAGAAAUGCAGAUAAAGUUUCAUCAAAGAUGGAACAUUUGAUAAUGAAGACACAAGUUGAUAUAUGCAGGGAGCUAGAGAGAUUAGAAGGAAGAAAUUUUGCCAUUGAUGAAUGGUCGAAAGAAAAUAAUACUGGUGGAGGUGUGACUUGUAUAUUGCAAGAUGGCAAGGUAUUUGAGAAGGCUGGCGUCAAUGUUUCUGUUGUUAGAGGAAGCUUAUCAGAAAAUCUAGAAAAACAAAUGAGAGCAAGAGGAAAGCAUUAUACAAGAAAAAAGGAUGGUACAUUACCGUUUGUAGCAAUGGGAGUAAGUUCAGUCAUUCAUCCAACUAAUCCACAUUGUCCAACUUUACAUUUUAAUUUUCGUUAUUUUGAAGUUGUUGAUGGAAAAGGGAAAAGAACAUGGUGGUUCGGUGGAGGAUGUGAUCUAACACCCAUGUAUCUGGUAGAAGAUGAAGUGACACAGUUCCAUAAAGCAUGGAAAAAUGCAUGUGAUAAACACGACCCCAGUUAUUAUGAGAAAUUCAAGAAAUGGUGUGAUGAUUACUUCUUCAUUAAAAUUCGUAACGAAAGAAGGGGUGUUGGUGGAAUAUUUUUUGAUGAUCUGGAAGCAGAAAAUCCCCAAGAAAUAUUUGACUUUGUUACAAGCUGUUGUGGUGCAAUAAUUCCAUCAUAUAUACCAAUCAUUGAAAGCAAUAUGAACAAAGAAUUUACGGAAGAACAAAAAGCAUGGCAACAGUUGAGAAGGGGGAGAUAUGUUGAAUUCAAUUUCAUUUAUGAUCGCGGAACGAAGUUCGGUUUUGUAACUCCUGGUGCGCGGAUUGAGAGUAUUUUAAUGUCUCUUCCUCUAACUGCAAGAUGGGAGUAUAUGCACACCCCAAAACUUGGUACACCAGAAUACGAGCUUUUAGAGGUCUUGAAAGAACCAAGAGAUUGGGUAUAAUGGUAUGUAAGCGCUGAUACCCAACAAAGCUUCUGCUUUGGGCUAGCUUGAGCUCGAAACGACUAUCCUAUGCAGUACUACAACUUUUUCUCAUGACGAGUAGUCGAUGUGAAGCUAUUAUGAUCCAAUGAGUAAGCAGUAAUUUAUUUUUUCACCAAACAGAAAAGAACACUUCAUGCAAAUAAAUAUAAUAAAGGAACUUAAAUACGGCAUUUCAGGGUGAAAAUCGCGAGAAACCAAAAAGCAGAAUCAUAAUUUACGAUUUGAGGCAAUUGGUUUGUUGUGCGGUGUCUAUUUAACAAGUAUAAACUUAUUUUGACACCAUCUAUGAGCAUAGCAGGUGGUAAAACAGAUUACAGAACCAAGAGAUCAAACACAACGUUAUGGUUUAAAACUAACUAAUUUUCAAUGAAAAAAGGUAAUGGCAAAAGAAGUGACGCUUUUUUCUCACCCGAAUAUUACAUUGUAUUCAUUUCCAAGUUUUAAACUACAAUUUCCAGUGUUUGAAUAUUAUUGCUUUGUUGCCUGUCUCUCGAUAUUUGUACGCAAUUUCUAAUCUACUGUGCUUCAUUUUGCUGCUACACAAUGAUUAUUAAACAAUCAUAAGUAAAUCUUA
Styela clava is the source of this 1845-nucleotide messenger RNA. RefSeq names its product oxygen-dependent coproporphyrinogen-III oxidase, mitochondrial-like. Gene Ontology annotation, cellular component: cytoplasm. The record is from RefSeq and is a predicted model, not a curated record. Gene Ontology annotation, molecular function: coproporphyrinogen oxidase activity. Lineage: Eukaryota; Metazoa; Chordata; Ascidiacea; Stolidobranchia; Styelidae.